AGAGCUUGAGCUGUGGGACCUAGGACGUCUGUGAGCAGCUGGAACUCUGCGUGGAUACACAGAAGGAAGCUUCACAGUUUCCAUGGUGACCAGGUCAUGGGCAACGGCUCCAUAAAAGCACCCCGGGCUGAGAAGAGUGCGGUCCUCACCCACCCACCCGGCCGGGACCCAGAUAUCCUAACGUUAAGAAUCGCACAUCUCGAGGCCGAGUUGUCUCAGCGAGACCUGAAGUUGAAAGCCCAACAGCUUCAGCUGCUGCAUCUUCAAAGUGAACUGGACGCCAAAGCCUCCCAGGUCGACAAGCUGCAGGAUGCUAUUGGCUACAACAGCAGCCUGGGCCGCUCUCCGCCGGCACCGUGCCACCGGCGCUUCAGUGUCAUCAACCAAGGCCCCAGUCGCUUCCACAGGGUGGCUGUGGAGGUCCACCGACGGCUCCACGCCAAGGAGGGGGUUUCAGCAGAGCCCACCUCGGAAAACUUCUGUGGGGGGUUCCGAGCCGACCCAGUUCCAAAAGCUGUCCACAAAGAUUCAUGCACCAAGCAGCUGAUCAAUAAGGCUAUACUGAAGAAUGAUUUCCUGAAGAGGCUGGAGCCCCAGCACUUGAAGGAGAUGGUGGACUGUAUGUACAUGAAACAGUACAGUAUGGGUCAGCUGGUCAUCCAGGAGGGUCAAGCUGGGAACUACCUCUACGUAUUAGCAGACGGCCUGCUGGAGGUGACUCAGAACGGGAAGCUCUUGGGUGACAUGCGCCCAGAGACGGCGUUCGGUGAACUAGCGAUACUGUACAACUGUCAGAGAACAGCCACUGUGAAAGCGCUGACACAAUGUCACAUCUGGGCCCUGGACCGCCAGUCCUUCCAGACCAUCAUGAUGCAGACCACACAAGCCACCUAUCAGGAGUACUUCAACUUCUUAAGAAGCGUGUCUCUGCUGCAGCAGCUGCCUGAAGAGAAACUGGCGAAGAUCGUGGAUUGUCUAGAAGUUGAGUAUUUUGACGAAGGAGAGUACAUCAUUCGAGAAGGAGAGGAGGGCAACACUUUCUUCAUCAUUGCCAAGGGCGGGGUGAUGGUCACCCAGAGCACCGAGGGCUUCGCUGAACCUCAGCACAUUAAGUCGUUAGGAGUGGGAGACUACUUCGGAGAGAAAGCGCUCAUCAGCGAGGACGUUCGCUCGGCCAACAUCGUCUGCAGUGAGAGCAACACGCAGUGUCUUGUGGUGGAUCGAGAGAACUUCAACCAGAUGGUGGGAACUUAUGAAGAGCUGCAGCUGCACCUCAAGGAAUAUGUGAAGCAGCUUUCCAGGAGCGACAAGAAGAGGAACGCCUUAACGGUCUCCCCUCAUGCAGACUCGACGGAGGGUCGAGAGUUGAGGAGACUCCAGGAGAAGAUCGCUCUCAUCCCACAUCACCAGCCUUUCAAGAGCCUGGAGGUCAUUGCCACACUUGGCAUGGGCGGGUUUGGACGAGUGGAACUGGUGAAGCUGCGAGAUGAAGACGUCACUUUCGCCCUGAAAUGUAUCAAGAAGAAGCAUGUGGUCGACACCAGACAGCAGGAGCACAUCUACUCUGAGAAGAACAUCCUCCAGCACACCAGCUCUCCCUUCAUCAUCAGGUUUUUCCGAACGUUUCUGGACAACAAGUUUGUCUACAUGCUGGUGGAGGUUUGCCUUGGAGGAGAGCUGUGGACUGUGCUGCGGGACAUGAGCUACUUCACCGAGCCCACAGCUCGCUUCUGUACCUGCUGCGUCUUGGAGGCGUUUGACUACCUCCACUCACUAGGAAUCAUCUACCGAGACCUCAAACCAGAAAACCUUCUGCUGGAUGCCAAAGGCUACGUCAAGAUGACUGACUUUGGGUUCGCGAAAAAGAUCGGCGUUGGGAAGAAGACCUGGACGUUCUGUGGAACCCCAGAGUACGUGGCCCCUGAGGUCAUUCUGAACAAAGGUCACGACUUUGGAGCCGACUGCUGGUCUUUGGGAAUCCUCGUCUUUGAGCUUCUGACUGGGAAUCCGCCCUUCUCAGGCUCAGACCCCAUCAAGAUUUACACAAUGGUCCUCCAUGGGAUCGAGAAAGUGGACUUUCCCAAGAGGAUCGGCAGGCACCCAGAUGACCUGAUCAGGAGGCUCUGCAGAAUAAACCCAGUGGAGCGGCUGGGGAACCAGAAAAGCGGCAUCAUUGACAUCAAGAAGCACAAGUGGUUCCAGGGCUUCAACUGGGAGGGGCUGAGGCGACACAAGCUUCCUUCACCACUCAGGAGGGAGCUGAAGGGGCCGACGGAUCACAGCCACUUCGACUUGUUUCCUCCAGACACGGAUGAGCCCCCGGAUGAGCUGUCAGGCUGGGAUAAAGACUUCUGAUCGUGAUGGACGGUGGGAACAUCUGGACGCCAUGUCGCCUCGGCAACCGUGUGCAAACAGCUACAGCUGUGUGGCCUUUCCAAAACAACAUUCACCAACAAUAAAACAAAUGGACUACUGGGGAGCGAUGAGAAGAGGGAGAGGCGUCCCACUCUGACGCUUACACCGCCACUGAAGAACCGUCGAGCUUGAGCAGCAAACAAAAGAAGAUAAAGGUGUAACGAGAUCACGCGCUCACCUCUGACGAUUAUAAUGAAACAGUGACACCGAGAGGCUGAAACUCACUUCCACAUGAACACAAAGUGGAAUCGGUGUCGGUAAGGAAAACGUGAC
Molecule: messenger RNA, 2688 nt
Organism: Synchiropus splendidus (mandarinfish)
Lineage: Eukaryota; Metazoa; Chordata; Actinopteri; Syngnathiformes; Callionymidae
Product: cGMP-dependent protein kinase 2
Exons: 20
Coding region: 97-2355 (752 amino acids)
Biological process (GO): protein phosphorylation
Molecular function (GO): cGMP-dependent protein kinase activity; ATP binding
Source: RefSeq, a predicted model, not a curated record